AUGGGUAAGAGAAUUAGCUUGAAGAGGAUGUCCGGUUUUGUGGAGGGGAGUUUUCCGAUGACUUAUCUUGGGGAGCCCAUUGUUGUGGGCCAGCUAACGGCUAGGUGUAAGGCUCGAAUGGAGGGUCAGCGUGAAUCUGUGGAAGGUGCUUGGUUGGCGGUGAUGUUCUGGCUCAGGAACAUUUUAGACAAAAUGAAUAAGGAGGGUGUAGCUUCACGUUUGGACCUCGCUUUAUUAGAGGCUUUGGGUGUGUGCAUUCUAGCUGCUCUUGCAAGCAAACCACGUCUCAUUUACUGGAAGAAACCAAAGGAGGGUAGGGUGAAGUUGAACAUGGAUGGCAACUGUAGGGGAAAUCCGAGUAGUUGCGAAGGAGAGGGCAUCAUCCGAGAUGGGGCAGGUCGACUUAUUGUUGGUUUUUCCAAUUUUUUUGGUCAUGGGACGAACAAUGAAGCUGAGUUGAGGGCUUUGGCAGUAGGUGUACAAUUGUGCAAGAACUUGGGAUUUCUUCAUGUUGAGAUUGAAUGUGAUUAA
This is a messenger RNA of Juglans regia (Persian walnut), 531 nucleotides long. RefSeq lists its product as uncharacterized. The record is from RefSeq and is a predicted model, not a curated record. Gene Ontology annotation, molecular function: RNA-DNA hybrid ribonuclease activity; nucleic acid binding. The transcript has 2 exons. Lineage: Eukaryota; Viridiplantae; Streptophyta; Magnoliopsida; Fagales; Juglandaceae. The coding region runs from base 1 to 531 and encodes 176 amino acids.